AUGCUUGCCAGGGAUAAGAAAUUGUCUCUGCCAAGUUUUGAGAAUGGUCCAUUCAAACUGUGGUGUGAUGAUUUCCGGCCAGCCAAUGUUCUUCUCAAUGAAGAUAUGCAUAUUGCCGGUGUGGUGGACUGGGAGUUCACAUAUGCAGCACCAGUGGAGUUCUCAUACGCGCCACCAUGGUGGCUCCUUAUCGAGAAGCCCGAAUACUGGUCCAAAGGUAUAGAGGACUGGGCCCAAGUAUUCGAUCGCCGCCUAAAGACGUUCCUCACGGCAAUGAGGCAUUGUGAAGAUAUGGACGCUCAGUACAGCCAGUGCCGGCUCUCGGAUCAGAUGCAGCGGAGCUGGGAGAGCGGAGACUUCUGGGUGGUGUAUGCGGUUUUGCACAGCUUUGCGUUUGAUGCGAUCUACUGGCAGAAAAUCGACCAGCGGUUCUUUGGGCCUACGGAGACCGACGAUCCCAGCGAGGCAUGGAAAGAGCGGUUGGACCUGCUGGAUGAAAACCAAAAGGGUGAGAUGGAACGGCUAGUGACGAGAAAGCUUAAGGAGAUGGAAGACAGGGUUUUGGCGUGGGACCCGGAUGAGUAUACUGAAGCAUUUCGCCAGGGGUUGAUGAGAAGGAGAGAAGAAAAAGCAAAUGAGGCCAAGGAAUCUCACCAGUGA
Molecule: messenger RNA, 660 nt
Organism: Aspergillus viridinutans
Lineage: Eukaryota; Fungi; Ascomycota; Eurotiomycetes; Eurotiales; Aspergillaceae
Exons: 1
Coding region: 1-660 (219 amino acids)
Source: RefSeq, a predicted model, not a curated record